AUGGCGGGGAGAGUGGUGUUGAUAAACGCGGUUCUCAACGCGAUACCUAUCUAUUCCUUAUCUUUUUACAAAGCGCCCGCAAAAUGGAGGAUUUUGACGGAGAAGGAAGCGGUGUGGAGUGGUAUUCUUAAGAAUCGGUAUGGCAAUCCGACUCUAAAAGUUCUUGUUGGAGAUAUUAGUGUUGUUAAUAAAAAGGAUUCUAUUUGGUGGAGGGAUUUGCUAACUUCCGAUAAUUAUGCAAAUAUGGGGGAGAAUCAUUUUGCCGGGGCUGUUACUUGCAAUGUGGGGGAUGGUAAUGUUGUUCCGUACUGGUACGCAUGCUGGGCAGGAACUCAAACGUUACGGGAAGCAUUCCCGAAGCUCUUCGCAGUGGCUUCGGACCAUCUAAUUUAUGUUGCUGCAACUGGCAGCGUCACUGCCACUGACUGGGAAUAUAACUCGGCAUCUUUGUUUUCGGCAGAAACAGUAGCCUCAAACUUUCUGGUUCAGCAGCAGUUGGGUUUUUUGCAACACAUAUCGGUGGAGCAGGAUGUUAAUGAUGAGUUCUGUUGGGCGUUAACGGCGGAUGGAGCAUUUUCUGUUAAGUCUUGCUUUGACAGGUUCAAGGAGAAGCUUUCGUCUCCUCCUUUAGACGCAGCUACUGUCUUGGCCAUAAAUCACCUGUGGAAGUUUAAGGUUCCGUCAAAACUUCUUUGUUUCGGUUGGAGGGUUAUUCUUGAUAGGAUCGCCACAAAGGACCAACUCUUUAAAAGAGGCAUAACGGCGGCCAUGAAUGACUUACUUUGUGUGUUCUGUGAGGAGGAAGUUGAAUCUUUAAGCCACUUGCUUUGUCAUUGCGGGAUCGUGUCGGGGAUAUGGAGGAAGGUCUAUAAUUGGUUGGGUUCUUUGGAGGAGAUCACGUUAGAAGAGUUUGAGGAGUUCUUUAAGCAUUGUGAUAAGGUGAAGUGGUUAAAUAGAAGGCACACCGCAGCGGUCAUUUAG
Vicia villosa (hairy vetch) is the source of this 981-nucleotide messenger RNA. RefSeq lists its product as uncharacterized. The record is from RefSeq and is a predicted model, not a curated record. Bases 1 to 981 code for a protein of 326 amino acids. NCBI's taxonomy places the organism in Eukaryota, Viridiplantae, Streptophyta, Magnoliopsida, Fabales, Fabaceae. The transcript is spliced from 2 exons.